AAGCAAAUGUCAGGUCAAGCAAGAGUUAAAUGUACGAAAGAGAAACAAAUCUUAAUUUUUUUUAAAGAUACGAAUGGGAUACUUGAGUUGAGAAAUUAAGUUAUUUAACAACCUUGCCUUGCACUUUUAGCUAAGUUUACUUACCAUUCAUUUUCAUGGAUGUGAAAAUGUUUUAAAUACCGGACGAAUAAUGGAUCACAAAAAUGGUGACGGUUCACAGUUGCCGAGCAACAAUACGGUGUCGGAUUAUGAUCUGCAAUUGCCGGCAUGGAGCUUAGAGUGCCUAAAGGCGGCGGCCGUUCAACAUAAGCUCCAGCGGCCAAGGAGCCUGGCGUGGGCCAUACUGCUGAAUGCCCUGCCACCGCCAAAUGCUGAUAUUACUGGCAGCCUGAAAACUCAUAGGAAUUUCUACAAUGACAUAAAGUCCAAGCUGUCGAUGGACCCUCGGAACGUCAUCGGGGACGACCCUCUAUCGCAGAAUGAUGAGAGCGCAUGGAACCAGCAUUUCUGUGACAACGAACUGAAGGCGUUGAUAUUACAAGACGUGGUCAGGACGUUUCCUGACGAGCUCUACUUUAGAGAUAAAGACGUUCAAGACAUGAUGGUGCAAGUAUUAUUUUUCUGGGCGCGCUCACACGCCUACGUGGGCUACCGGCAGGGCAUGCAUGAGGUGCUGGCUCCGCUGUUGCUGGAACUGCAUAAAGACAGGACACACGCACCGAGAGACCUUACUAAUACAUUAAGAUACAUCCUGGAAGAAGAAUAUUUGGAGCAUGACAGCUACAUGAUGUUCAGCGCGGUAAUGAAAGGUCUGGAGAAGUUCUACACGACGGGGGACGUGGUGCCUUCGUCCUGCGGUCGUCUGCCUGUCUCUAAAGUCGUCCAUAACCCGAACGAAGUAGUAAGAUAUCUGGACAAGGUGCGAGAAGAAUGUUUAAUGCCGCUGGACAACGAAUUAGCCACGCAUUUAGCUCAGUGUAAUAUUUCUAUGGAGUUGUUUGGAAUCCGAUGGCUACGGCUGCUCUUCGGGCGCGAGUUCCCGCGCGCGGAGCUCCCGCAGCUGUGGGGCUUCCUGUUCGCGGACGGGCCCAUGCUGCCCAACAUACACUACGUCGUCGUCGCCAAUCUGAUAGCUAUGAAGGCCACACUAAUGGACGCGGACUCGGGCGUGGUGCUAUCCGCGUUGAUGCGGCCGCCGCGGUUAUCGGCGACACACGCGUGCGCGCUCGCGCUGCACCUGCGGAGCCCGCUGCAGCACCCGCGCCCACAGCCGCCACCCGUUCAGGAGAAUGAUCGAGAUAUGUCCUCCUACUGUAGCGAAUGGGCGCUGGAGCAGCAGGGCUACGCCUUGGCGUCGGGCUCGGGCUCGGAGUCGGGCUCGUCGGGCGUGGCGGAGGGCGCGGACAUCGCCCGGUCCCUCGCCGCGCUCGGGCUGCUGCGCGCGCAGCUCCCGCCCGCCGCCGCCGCGCUGCAGAGGGAGCUGAGGGACCCGUCGCCCAGGGUCGCCGCCCCGCUGCAGAGGAUACUCAAGCUGGCAGCUCUCCUAGAAUGCCGCAACCACGCCCUCGUCGACGUUGAAACGGCCCUCGAGGCGGCCGAAGCAGGCGCCGAACAAAUCGGACGUCGGAAAAUAGUCCCCGUCGUAGUCAACCACAAACCACAACCUAAACCCGCGGCUAAGGUCAAAGAAGUGCCGCUAAAACUGUUUCAUAAGACGGAGUGUUUCAAUAGUGACCUGCCGUGCUUAGAUCCGUUGAGACUUAGGACUGAAUGAUUAAGGGAGUUAUAGGGAUAAGUGAAGUGACUAGCUGCAACUGUGUUAAAGUGAUAACAAGUAUAGUGGCUGGUGUGAACAGUUAAUGUAAUGAAUCAACAGUACUAUUUCGACUUCAAUAAGACGUAAUGAUAAAUAAAUAUGGGAGAGAUUGUACAAAUAGUUUUAAAAAAAUACAGAAAAAUGUGAUUGACAGUCACAAUGCAACUCUUAAUUAAACUCAUUAAGGAUAAUUACAGGACUAAAAAGACAAAAAUGUGUGAUAGAAAAGUGUUAAAGUGAAGUAAGAACAAACAAGAAGGAUACUGAUUGACUUAAUAAUACUGAUCGAAUGAUGAUUCGAGAAUGAGUAUUAUGUGAUACAAGUGUAGAAAAUCUAUCAAUUCCAAUCAAGUUGAACGAUAUAAAUUGGUUGUAGAUGUAACAUAAAUGUAAGAAUAGCUAACGUAAAAAAGCAAUAAUAAACAGGAAGUCUUAUUAACUAUUCUAAGUUUACUUCAGUUUUAAGUUUGUGAGAUAUAUUUUUUUAUUAAUACGUCAGUGAAACAAAACACGUACUUACAGUUCAUGCCCGUAACAGACGUAAAAUAUAGUGUAAAAAACAGUUAAAAUUUAAUUAAGAAUGUGAUAGUCAUAAGUUCAAAUUUAGUUUAUACAUAUAUUAUAAGGAUUACCAAAUUUACCAAUCUUGGUGCAGAUGUUUUGUUGCAGUUUUUUCACCAAACUCCUAGUUAAUGUGUAAGUGUUUUUCAACAGCUGUAGUUAUGCCGAAUGUACUACACGAAGUACAUACCAUGAAUAGUGCUUUAGUUAGUUUAGUAGUUUCCAUUUUCAAAAAAAAAAAGUGAAAAAACAAGAUAUCAAAUAUUUGUACUUGAUGUAGUACAUUUGGCACUCAUUCUUACUCUAAAGUUUAUAUCACGCCUGAACGAAGAGCAUUAAUUUGUACUUGUAUUUGUACUUAAACAAAGAUUCUCGAUUUAUUAUGGUAGACAUCGUGACGAUAAUAACUAUAACUAUACUUCGUUUUUUUUAGCAUUAGAAAGAACUUCGCAGAAGUAACCUUGUGAUUCCACAUCGGGCACUUAUUGCGAUCAAAUUUUUAAGUAAAUUAUAAUUAUACAAAGUGUUACAUUAAACAUUAGAUAAUUCAAUUAUUAUUAACAAUUAGGUUAAGAGCCUGAUAAAAACUGCACGCUUACUUCUGCGGAGUUCUUUCUAAUGCUAAAAAAAUUAAGUACCUACACGUAAGUAUACACGUAAUUUGUAUGACAACUAUGAUAAACUUUGUGGUUCACAUAGCUGAAAUGUAAAUAAAAUAUUAAUUUAGUUAGGAGAAUCGUGUCAAAACUACUAGUAUUUGAAGUAAUAAAAUAUGCAAUUAUAAGAUAUGCCUUGUAAAGUUGUUCCUUUUCGCGAAUUAUAUAGGAAAAAAGAAAAAGAAAAAUCUAGUUAAGCAUUUAUUUUUGAAUCCAUUUAAUUCAAUGAAUUCACUGCCUGAUGUUUCGCACGGAUAUGGAUAUACGAAAGUUGAAACGAGAUCUUCUCUUAGAUUUUACACAUCUUAUGCAAAUUAAUCAAAAUCUUUGCUUAUCCGUAUUUAUUAUUCGCUUCCAAAAAUACACAGUUCAUACAGUCAGCAUCAAAUAGAUAGUGACGGCCAAAGUGGCCAAAUGUAUC
Molecule: messenger RNA, 3454 nt
Organism: Cydia strobilella
Lineage: Eukaryota; Metazoa; Arthropoda; Insecta; Lepidoptera; Tortricidae
Gene: TBC1D5
Product: TBC1 domain family member 5
Exons: 13
Coding region: 191-1774 (527 amino acids)
Biological process (GO): activation of GTPase activity
Molecular function (GO): GTPase activator activity
Source: RefSeq, a predicted model, not a curated record